Messenger RNA from Lolium rigidum, 445 nucleotides. Its product is annotated as dnaJ protein homolog. Gene Ontology annotation, molecular function: Hsp70 protein binding. The coding region runs from base 97 to 378 and encodes 93 amino acids. The transcript has 3 exons. The record is from RefSeq and is a predicted model, not a curated record. Lineage: Eukaryota; Viridiplantae; Streptophyta; Magnoliopsida; Poales; Poaceae. Gene Ontology annotation, biological process: protein refolding. Gene Ontology annotation, cellular component: cytosol; cytoplasm.
CACGUUUUUAUUUCUCUGUUCUUAGAACACUGAUAUUUGUUCAAACUUGAAUGUACCUGACAAGCCCUGUGUGACUUCCAGUAUGUUCUGACUCUCAUGCCUGGUAACUUACCAGUUGCGAUCAGCGAUGAGGGCAUGCCCAUGUACCAGAGGCCAUUCAUGAAUGCCAAGCUCUACAUCCACUUCAUGGUAGAUUUCCCAGACUCACUGAUCCCAGACCAGUGCAAGGCCCUUGAGACCGUCCUCCUGCCCAAGCCUGUGUUGCAGCACACGGAGGAGCUAGACAAGCGCAAGAAGAAGAUGGCGUUCAACAUCGAGGAGAGACGAGGAUGCGACAGCAACUCAGGACUGCGAAGAUGGGGCCAUGCCUGGCUGUAGGCAUAUGUGGGUAUGUUGUGAGUACCAUCGGAUAAAAAAAAAAAUUCUGUGCAAUGCUGUUCUCAAC